CUGUUUUCCCCUUUUUUAUUUUCCUCAACCAUUACAGCUUGCAUCAUUCGGAUAUUCCAUUUUUAGGAUUUGCACUUGUGUGGAGGAUUGUGCAUCAAGGAUGGGAAGGGUAAAGCUGAAGAUUCAGAGAUUAGAGACUCUGAAUAGCCGGCAGGUUACGUAUGGAAAACGAAGGGCUGGAAUCUUGAAAAAAGCCCAAGAAAUUUCUGUUUUAUGUGACAUUCCCAUUGUACUUAUCAUGUUCUCUCCAUCUGGGAAGCCAUCUAUAUUCUGCGGCCAACGAAGCAACAUCGAUGAAAUGAUAGCAAAAUACGCGCAGCUUACACCAAAAGAGAGGGCAAAGAGGAGGUUGGAGAGCCUUGAAACUUUAAAAAGAAACUUUAAGAAGCUUGACCAAGAUGUUGAUAUAGAAGAGUUUCUUGAUACAAGUACUCCGUCUAUUGAGGAAAUGCAAAACCGAGUAAUGUCUCUUCGACUUCAACUCGAUGAAGCACGUGAAAGAGUAAGAUGGUGGAGUAAUCCAGACACUAUUGAAGACGUCGAACACCUGAAUCAGAUGGAAGAUUCUCUCCGGGAAUCGCUGAACAGGACUCAAGCAACUAAGGUACCUAAGUAUGUUCAAGAAGUUGAAGCUCCAUCAAAACACAAGGAGAAGUUUUUUAAGGAACCACUCAUUCAGUUUGAUUGCACAAGCCAAGUGUGUGGAGACUUUGGCAGAGUUUACGAGCAAGAACUUCCCAAACCGCAGUUCCCAAACACCAUGCCUUUUCCCUUAGCCACAACCAGUGAUCGGGACUGCGCGAACCAGUCGUGGCUUCCUGGUGGAGAGGCUCAACACAUGAUGCUACCGGGGGAGCCCCAAUUCUUGGGAAGCCGAGAUAUGGAAUGCUCGAGAGAUGCAUCCUUCCCGACCUGCUCGGGCUACUUUGCUGAUGUGAAAGAGCAGGAGCUUGAGAAUUCAAGACAGAUGAAAACUGAAAGACUAGAAGAGGGCUUGACAGUUGAUGAUUACACAUAUUCUGCUAACUUGAGGCUUCCUCUAAGCGAUCAAUAUCCCUAUAAUUCGUUUGGAAAUAUAAGUUUUCCGGACUUGAUGGAGACCGGAAAGGAUGCAAACUUUCAACUGAGUAGCUUGGACUACCAGAUAAACGGGAAUUUCGACCUUCCAAGAUCUGUCUGCAACAACUUCCCACCUAGUUUGGUUCCUGCAGCUGGCUCGUGCGCCAUUUCCAUGCUAAACGAUCACUCUUAUCCUCAGCCUCCAAACUGAUCUAGUGGCUCACUCGAAGUCUGGUUCGUACACAGCUUGCUCGAGUUUGCUGGAGUUGAGAAACUAUAUACAUAAUACAUGUAGCUGAGUUCAUCAAGCAAAGAGGAUUAUGAACAAGUUGGUGCAUAGAGAAUUUUGGUUUAGUUUUGUAGGAAUGCAGAGAUAAGGAAGGUGCAUGUGUUUGUGGAGUUUUUUCAUUGAUGAUGAGUGAGAAUGAGAUAAAUGUAGCACUAUGUAUCAAAUUUUAGACAUAUACAGCUUAAAUUUCAGACAAAAUCCACCUCACCCCAUAUAUUAAAUCCUUAAG
Salvia hispanica is the source of this 1577-nucleotide messenger RNA. RefSeq names its product agamous-like MADS-box protein AGL65. Gene Ontology annotation, molecular function: protein dimerization activity; DNA binding. Lineage: Eukaryota; Viridiplantae; Streptophyta; Magnoliopsida; Lamiales; Lamiaceae. The record is from RefSeq and is a predicted model, not a curated record.